Molecule: messenger RNA, 3690 nt
Organism: Abrus precatorius (Indian licorice)
Lineage: Eukaryota; Viridiplantae; Streptophyta; Magnoliopsida; Fabales; Fabaceae
Product: alpha-glucosidase 2
Exons: 23
Coding region: 295-3276 (993 amino acids)
Biological process (GO): carbohydrate metabolic process
Molecular function (GO): hydrolase activity, hydrolyzing O-glycosyl compounds; carbohydrate binding
Source: RefSeq, a predicted model, not a curated record
GAUCGAAGAAGCACUAGUGUUGAGUAGUAGCAGCAUCACCAAAGCUGGUGUCAUUCAAUUUCCAUCGCUGUUGGUGUCACCAUUUCACCAUCAUCGUCUUCUUCGGAACAAGCCUUUCUCAUCUGCGAUAAUUGCUCUCAGGUUCCUUCUUCCGUUCUUCGUGUCGCACUGUGGAACUGCGAAUCCUCUUUGCAAUCAAUGCCAUCGUUGACUUUGAAAUUUGUUUUAGUCUUGUGCGUUUAAUCGACAAUCGGAGUCAGAAAAAAGGAGUUCUGUGAAAAGCUUAUAUCCAAAAUGGCAAAUUAUGAAGGACAGGCAUUAACUAGUGGUAGCGAUGUCAGAUCAGGGAAUAUGAGUUUUGAGCCUAUUUUGGAAGAUGGAGUCUUCCGAUUUGAUUGUUUCGUAAAUGAUAGAGAUGCAUCAUAUCCCAGUUUUUCUUUUGUGAAUAGCAGGGUUAGAGACACGCCCAUCGCUACUCACAAGGUUCCUUCAUAUACCCCUACUUUUGAGUGCCUUCUAGAGGAGCAAGUUGUCAAUCUUAAGCUGCCUGUAGGUUCCUCCCUUUAUGGAACUGGAGAAGUAAGUGGUCAGCUUGAGAGGACGGGCAGAAGAAUUUUCACGUGGAACUCGGACGCAUGGGGUUAUGGACCUGGAACUACAUCUUUGUACCAAUCACAUCCAUGGGUUUUAGCUGUUCUUCCAAAUGGCGAGGCGCUAGGAAUUCUUGCCGACACUACGAGGCGCUGUGAGAUUGAUCUCACAAAAGAAUCAACAAUACAGUUUGUUGCUCCGUCCUCAUAUCCUGUCAUAACAUUUGGUCCUUUUGCUUCACCCACAGCAGUUUUGAUGUCUCUAUCAAAAGCAAUCGGAACGGUGUUUAUGCCCCCAAGAUGGUCAUUAGGCUAUCAUCAAUGUCGUUGGAGCUAUUUAUCUGAUCAGAGAGUUCUGGAGGUUGCAAAAACAUUCCGGAAAAAGCACAUACCUUGUGAUGUGAUAUGGAUGGAUAUUGAUUACAUGGAUGGUUUUCGUUGCUUUACCUUUGACAAGGAGCGUUUUCAAGACCCAAAGUCGUUAGUGAAAGACCUUCAUUAUAAUGGUUUUAAAGCUAUUUGGAUGCUUGAUCCUGGAAUCAAACAAGAAGAGGGUUAUUUUGUAUAUGAUAGUGGGUCUAAAAAUGAUGUAUGGGUUCAAAAGGCAGAUGGAACCCCUUUUGUUGGGGAUGUGUGGCCUGGGCCUUGUGUCUUCCCUGACUAUACACAGUCAAAAGUUCGUGCAUGGUGGGCAAAUUUAGUUAAAGAAUUCAUUUCUAAUGGUGUUGAUGGUAUAUGGAAUGAUAUGAAUGAACCAGCAAUCUUUAAGGUUGUAACAAAAACAAUGCCUGAGAGCAAUGUUCAUAGAGGAGAUAGUGAACUUGGAGGUUGCCAGAAUCAUUCUUUCUAUCAUAAUGUGUAUGGUCUAUUGAUGGCAAGAUCAACCUAUGAAGGUAUGAAACUAGCUAAUGAAAACAAGCGUCCUUUUGUUCUCACGAGAGCUGGAUUUGUUGGCAGCCAAAGGUAUGCUGCAACUUGGACUGGAGAUAAUCUUUCAACCUGGGAGCAUCUUCAUAUGAGUAUCUCCAUGGUACUUCAGCUGGGACUCAGUGGUCAGCCACUGACAGGUCCUGAUAUUGGUGGAUUUGCUGGAAAUGCAACACCUAGGCUUUUUGGAAGGUGGAUGGGCAUAGGUUCCUUGUUUCCUUUUUGCCGUGGGCAUUCUGAAGCUGGCACCACUGAUCAUGAACCUUGGUCUUUCGGGGAAGAGUGUGAAGAAGUUUGCCGAUUGGCAUUGAAGAGGAGAUACCGUCUGAUACCACUUUUCUACACACUUUUUUAUUUUGCUCAUACUAAGGGCACUCCAGUGGCAACCCCUACUUUCUUUGCUGAUCCACAAGAUCCUAGCCUGAGAAAACUUGAAAAUUCGUUUUUGCUUGGUCCAGUUUUAGUUUAUGCAAGCACCUUACAUGGUCAGGGGUUGGAUAAGUUGGAGAUUACUUUGCCUAAGGGGAUAUGGUUGAGAUUUGAUUUCAGUGAUGUGCACCCGGAUUUGCCAGCUUUAUACUUGAAAGGUGGCUCAAUAAUUCCUGUUGGCCUCCCUCUUCAGCAUGUUGGAGAAGCUAAUCCCUCAGAUGACUUGACACUUCUCGUGGCUUUAGAUGAGUUUGGGAAAGCUGAAGGUGUUCUAUUUGAGGAUGAUGGUGAUGGAUAUGAAUUCACCAAAGGCAAUUAUUUAUUAACACAUUAUGUGGCUGAACUUCAAUCGUCAGUUGUUACUGUGAUUGUACACAAAACUGAAGGAUCAUGGGAAAGGCCUAAACGCCUUGUGCAUAUUCAAUUAUUGCUUGGUGGGGGUGCAAUGCUUGAUGCAUGGGGAAUGGAUGGAGAAGUUUUGCAAGUAAUUUUGCCUUCGGAAGAGGAGGUGUCAAAGUUGGUAUCUACUAGUGAGAAGCAAUACAGGGAAUGUUUGGAAAACACAAUUCCAAUUCCUGAUGUAGAAGGGGUUUCUGGACCCAAGGGAACUGAGCUUGUAAGAACUCCCAUUGAACUGAAAAGUGGCGAGUGGGUUCUUAAAUUUGUUCCCUGGAUUGGGGGUAGAAUCAUCUCCAUGAUGCACAUUCCUUCAGGAACACAAUGGCUCCAUAGUAGGAUUGAGAUCCAUGGGUAUGAGGAGUAUAGCGGUAUGGAGUAUCGUUCUGCUGGGUGUUCUGAGGCAUACUCUGUCAUUGAUCGAAAACUUGAGCAGGCAGGGGAGGAGGAAUCUGUUGUAGUAGAGGGUGAUAUUGGUGGAGGACUGGUUCUUCAACGACAGAUAUAUUUUCCAAAAAAUGCCACCAAUGUCAUCCAGAUAGACUCUAGUAUACUAGCCCGCAAUGUUGGAGCUGGUUCUGGAGGGUUCUCAAGGUUGGUUUGCUUAAGAGUUCACCCGACAUUCAAUCUUAUGCACCCCUCAGAAUCUUUUGUCUCAUUUACUUCGGUUGAUGGAUCAAUUCAUGAAGUCUUUCCUGAUGGUGGGGAGCAAUUCUUCGAAGGAAACCUUAUUCCUAAUGGCGAGUGGAGGCUCAUUGAUAAAUGUCUUGGCUUGGCACUGGUCAAUCGUUUUAAAGUUAGUGAGGUAUUCAAGUGUCUUGUUCACUGGGAUAGUGGCACUGUGAACCUAGAGCUUUGGUCCGAGGAUAGGCCUGUUUCAAAGCAAUCCCCUCUCAGAAUUUCCCAUCAGUACGAGGUUAUAAGAAUUCCAUAAUAUUUUAACUGCAUAUUACGGGGAAUGUUCGAAACAGCAGCAUCGUGCUACAGAACAUGCACGUAAUAACCAUGCGUCUAAAUUCAAGUGUUAUUUCGUUCUUCCCUAAAUGCGUGUAUCAUGUAUAUUUGAGGGGGAAUUGUGGAGGAAGGAUAAUGAAUAACAACACAUCUGAACUUCGAGGUCCAUUAGGAUCGUUUUGUAUUGUUAUAACCAGUAAUGGUAUAUCUCCCUGAAAAAAGAGUAAAUUGUCGCUACUAAAGAAUAGUUUUAGUAUGGAUGACAGAAAUCAUAUUCUCUAUAGACCAGAUGAAUUCACAAAUUUUAUAUUUCCAAAUUUACACACCAAUUUCUAUUAGCCUGUAAUAAAACUCUUCACUUAUAUAUUAUUUUCAUCUAAAAGUGCCGAACUCU